CAGAGGGAGCCGCUAUGACCGUGUGAACCCACCAUUCAGCACCAGUACCCUGUCACAGGUGAAACAUGUCUGUCAUUAUAAUAUUGUAACCAUCGCUCUUGCCUGGUUUUCAGACAGAAAAAAAGGUGCCAGUCAGUCCAAACUUGUAACCCGUCCUUCUUCUUGUUGUAUAUCCGUCACGGAAUCGUAAGCGCGCACCGGGUUAGCUUAUCAUGUGGGUUUUCGGUUACGGGUCCCUGAUAUGGAAAGUGGAUUUUCCUUAUGAGGAGAAAAGAAUUGGUUACAUUAAAGGCUUCAGCCGUCGGUUUUGGCAGGGCAGUACCGACCACCGUGGAGUACCGGGUAAACCAGGCCGGGUUGUGACACUGGUGGAAGACCCCGAGGGGUGCGUUUGGGGCGUUGCUUACAAGCUGCCGACAGGCCGGGAGCAGGAAGUGAAGAGCUACCUCGACUACCGAGAAAAAGGUGGUUACCAGGUCAUCGCGGUGACCUUUCACCCCCGUCCACCACUAAAUCCCCCGCCCAGCCAGACGCUGCUCUACAUUGGCUCUCAGGACAACCCAGACUACCUCGGCCCCGCACCUCUGGAGGAGAUAGCCAACCAGAUUGCCACCUCCACUGGUCCAAGUGGACAGAACACUGAAUAUCUGUUUCAGCUGGCUGAUGCUGUGAGGACAAUUCUGCCCGAGGAUUCAGACGCUCACCUGUUUUCUCUUGAAACUUUAGUGAAGGAAAGACUACAAAAUGCACAAAAUCACUCACACAAUCAAACAGAUUGAACAGUGAUUUGAUAAAGAAAACAUGUCAAAUAAUCUCAGGGUUUAAGGAACUUGUGGAGGAAAAUCAGGAUAUUUCGGGUACAGAAAAUGUGUUAAGGAAGUCUGUUUCUAUCCCUGUUAGUAUUACUCUACAGAAAUUGCAUUAAAGUACAAAAAAGUCUAGAAAAAUAUAUGUUGAGUGAUCCCAAAAUAUGCUAUAAACUUGUAAAUGUACAAUAUUCAUCAGCUCUAAGGAAGAAUGUUUUGAAUUCAUUCAUAUUUUUGCAUGAAUAUAUCUAUAUUCACAGAUACAUUUGAUGUGUUUUCACACAUUUUAAAUAAAAAAUCAUCUGAAGUUGAGCUC
Messenger RNA from Scomber japonicus (chub mackerel), 1122 nucleotides. RefSeq names its product ChaC, cation transport regulator homolog 2 (E. coli) (gene chac2). The transcript has 3 exons. Bases 213 to 779 code for a protein of 188 amino acids. The record is from RefSeq and is a predicted model, not a curated record. Gene Ontology annotation, cellular component: cytoplasm. Lineage: Eukaryota; Metazoa; Chordata; Actinopteri; Scombriformes; Scombridae. Gene Ontology annotation, biological process: glutathione catabolic process. Gene Ontology annotation, molecular function: glutathione specific gamma-glutamylcyclotransferase activity; gamma-glutamylcyclotransferase activity.